AUGGAGGAAGAGAACCAUAUCAGUCAGCCCGCCGACUCGGUGGAGAAGGCGGCCGAUCAAUGCGAGGCCCAAAACAUUCCAGACAAGGAGGAUGCGGAUACUACGGCUGUACCCGAGACCGCGGAAAAGGACGACAUUCCAGCCGUGGACCCAGAGAACUCUACCAACACCACCACCGACGCCACGACAGAAUCAGACAGCACGAAGGACACACUCGGCCAAGACGAGCCGCAACCAAAUGCUGAGGAUUCCCUCGAGGACGACUCGCACAUCAGUCUCCGGGGAGAGCCAGAAUUUGACUCCCAUGAAGAGCCACCAGCUGUAGAGGAACCAACACAUGAAGCUCGUUCCGAAGCCGACCACGACAAAGAUGAAGCAUCACCAGAUGCCAUCGCCGAAGAACAACAAAGUCAUGACACAGAAGAGCCUACACUCGAUUCUGAGCUAGACGAAAGCCACGAAGAAUCACAACUCGAAAACCCAAGCGAUGAUGCAGAGACACAGGAUGGUACUGAACUCUCUUCGAGAAGAGGGUCGGACGCAUCCAACUUGGAGAGACGUCACUCAGUAAGGACGGAGGCAUUGAUCCAGGCUGCUGCUCGAGCCGUAGUGUCAAUGAGGGAUCAAAAUGAGCACGACGCCACACAAGAAGAGGAAGAUAGUGCCGACGAGUCCGAACUGAGCUCUACAACACAUGAGACCGAAGACCCGGACGAAACCAUUCACGGUGAUGUGGACCAGGAUGGCCCAAGCCGCCCCGAAUCUUCCGCCUCCCGAUCUGUCCACUCCUCAGAAGGCGAUGGCGCCGAUAAUAGCACAGAGGACGAUGUGUUUAGUGAUCGCAGCCCUCGCACAUCCAUCCAUUCCUCAGACGAGCACUUCGAUGGGGAUUCGGUUGAGGCCAUGACUGAAAAGGGUGAUCAAUCACCUUAUGUGCGAUCCCGUGUCGCCUCUGGAGUGUCCACGUCUGGCGCAUCGGUGAUCUCUGAACAGUCUCGACUUUCACGUUAUGAGAAGGAGGAUUUCAUUCCCACCUCCCGUUCCAACAGGCCCGCAUUUCGAAGCCCGUCUUCUGUCAGAGCCAUGCAAAUGUCAUCCCCAACACCGUCUAAUUACUCAUCACCUACUCGUUCCAAGAGGCAGCAUGUUCUGCCCACAAUCUCACGGCUUGGAAGCCCGUCAGUGUCGGGUCAAUACCCGCCCAGAGGCCGAUCGACGCCAACACGCUUCAAGCGACCGGAGCCAGCACCGCUGGUCCUGCUUCAUGUUACACUUCUCCCACUCCGUUGGGCUUAUGGAGAAGUGGUGAAUUAUUUCGAGGGCAAGAAAGUUCCACCAGUCUCAUUCUCGAGUGAAGGAAUCAAAAACCUGCGUGCGGCGUGGCGUCAGCUGCAAGACCGCCUUGGCGACACUGAAAUGGAACGAGGAAUCCUCCUCCCUCACCCCCAGAAUGACUAUGAGGUUCUUGAGGAGCGUCUUUUAGAAGCCCUGGAAUUGCCUUUGCGACGCCGAGCCCGGAUUUUGGAGUGUGGCCACUACCUCGGGCCUUCGAAUGAAAUGACACCCAGUUCCGACAUCGAGGAUGAUUCUGAGGACACCAGCGAUGUUGACGAUUCCGAAGCUAGCGGCAGGAGAGAGAAGAGACAUUGGUGCAAGACCUGCCGAGGGGACAUCAAGUAUGAAGAGCUUGGGUCGGAAAGGGUUUUCCGCAUCAAGGUGUAUGCUAGCAACGGGCUUAUGAGUCCUGGAGCUUGGGAAGCCUGCUGGAAAGAGAUGGAGCGCGUUGAUAUCGAAGUAGAGCCUAUUACUGGCUCGCCUAUUCAACAUGAGCUGUCCAAGCUAGGUGCCACGUUUGACCAGGAGCACCAACAGCGGCUGGAUCAAGAGUCUGAAGAUCAAGAGCGUUUGCGAUUCGAAGAAGAGCAGCGCCUCCAGAUGGAGGAAGAGCGACGCCAACAAUUGGAAAUAGAGCGCCAACAGUUGGAAGCUCAGCGUCAGGAAUUCGAGGAGGAGCGACGCCGUUCUCUCGAGGAAUCGCAAAAGAAAUUGGAAGAGGAACGCCGACUGGCCGAGAAAGAGCAGCGUGAGCGCAUCGAGGAAGAGCGUCGCCAGCAGUUCGAGGAGGAACGUCAGCUGUUAGACGCUCAACGACGAGAAUUCGAGGAGCAACGUCAAGAGCUUGACAACCAACGAAAGAUGAUCGAACAAGAGCAGCGGCAACACCUCGAGGAGGCUCGACGCCAAGAACUUGAGGAGGAGCAUCGCUUGCUCGAUGAACAGCGCCAGCAACUUGAGGAAGCACGCCAACAAUUUGAGGUCGAACGUCGCCAGCGUCUUGAAGAGGAAGAGCUCAGGCGGCUGCAGAGAGAGGAAGAUGAGCAGAAGCAGAUGUCGUCUGCACGCUCCAUAUCUCGUUCAUCCUUUGUGGAGGACGAUCUUGCUUCACCAGCUCUUGAGACCGCCAGCUCCACAGAUGUUGACGGCCGUCGGCGUGACUCUGAGCGGCUUCGAGAAAUAUAUGGCAAUCAUAGUCGAACUUUGUCCGAGACCACGGCCACAAACUCAUCACCAGCGAUCCACAUUCACGUCGACUCAGGCCGGCAACGGGAAGAGGAGCAGAACUCUCGUCAGCUCGCCACCAUUCCUGCUCCACGCGACACUGAGGUGCAGCCCAGCCGAGUGCAUGCCGAUCCUCCACACUCUGAGGCUUUUAUUUCUACACCAACACCGGCCUCCCCGUCCGAGCAAGCUUACCAGAGACGAGAGGGUCGCCGGAGGUCCCUGGACUCUGCCUCGCUGGCAGAGCUAGUGGGCGAAUCGAUUAGGAUUCUUCUGCAGGACCCCAAGAACGUUGCAAUUGGUGUCCUUGUCGUCCUGAUUGCAAUGCUAGCUGGACAAUUUGCAAAGCGCGAUGAUCACGGUGUCGAGCUUUACAAGCCACAGCAACAUCACCACCAGUACCAGCACCAUCAGCUCGACAACCGGGAGCCUGUGGGACAGGUGAUCAUGAAUACGCCAGCCGUGCAGCGCAUCGAGACCAUGCCUCCACCACCAGUUGCGGAGACGGUCUACAAGACUGUAACCGAAUCGCCAAGCUCAUCACCAUCGCCGCUGGUGGAGACAAUAUACAAGACUGUCAUUGAAUCUUCUCACACACCAUCAUCUUCCCAGCACACCGAGACCGUCUAUCAAACGGUCAUUCAGCCUCCUGUCCAGGAGAAGUCGACUCCUAUUGUUGAGACGAUCUAUACCACAGUGAUAGAAUCUUUAGCCCAGCCCCACGCUCAAUCAGCAAACGCAGCGCUUGAGAACGCCCGUGAGUCAACACCUAGCCGUGCCGACCCCAGUAUUGAUUUGAACCCCUUGUCCUCCAUUUCGGGUGGCGAAUCCGGUAUCUCUGCCUCUCCGCCUACCCCCGUGUCUGAAUUUGGAUUUGUUGCUUCUUCCCCUCUUUCGACCGCCGAACGCGACCUUGCACCGGAAUCUUACUCUAACGAGGAUACUCUCAAGGCCAACAUUAGUGAGGAGGCUCUGGUUGAUACAGAGAUCGAGCAAAUCAUCGCAACAAUAUUCAACCCUACUUGCUACUUGAACAAGGAAACGCCCAACUCGGAUCCACGACCACUGGACAGCCUUGACCCUGAAAUUCCUACUACACAACCUGCAUACCCUGAGCACGAAGAAGACUCAAUCACCAUUGAAAAUGAAUACGACGAAGUGGAUAAUGGGCCAGUCGUGGAAAUGCCGUCGCUGUAUUCACGGUCUACUCCCUCAUCAAGCACAGCAGGCGCUGCCACCGACCAACAAACAACAGUGAGAGUUGCCGAGACCAUCACGGAGACUGUCAUCGUCACAGCCACGAGAACUAGCUUUCAGCAAGCAUUGAGCGCCACUGUGAAUGCCGGAGUAGUCGAGGCUUGA
Messenger RNA from Diaporthe amygdali, 3921 nucleotides. RefSeq lists its product as uncharacterized. NCBI's taxonomy places the organism in Eukaryota, Fungi, Ascomycota, Sordariomycetes, Diaporthales, Diaporthaceae. The record is from RefSeq and is a predicted model, not a curated record. The transcript has a single exon. Bases 1 to 3921 code for a protein of 1306 amino acids.